Branchiostoma belcheri (Belcher's lancelet) is the source of this 2073-nucleotide messenger RNA. RefSeq names its product transmembrane protein 26-like. The transcript has 4 exons. The coding region runs from base 212 to 1201 and encodes 329 amino acids. The record is from RefSeq and is a predicted model, not a curated record. Lineage: Eukaryota; Metazoa; Chordata; Leptocardii; Amphioxiformes; Branchiostomatidae.
UGAUAUAUAUAGUAGCCAAGUUAACCAACCCAUUGUUUUAUGCUUACCUAUGCUACAUAAAAGAGGUGUGUGGGCCACUUGGUAAAGUGCCAGUUGAGAAAACACUGCUAGCUCCAACCUUGCGUGUGGCCGUCUGAGUUUGUCUGAGUAAGUUGCGCCAACGUCUAGAACUGACCUACCGUGUUUGUCAAACCUCAUAACCGGAGUGACCAUGUCCUGUUCCUUGGCACUAAGGACGAUCCUUGCCCGCUUGUUGUUCGGCUCGGCUGUGGCACUGUGCUACUGGAGGGUUUUUGUGAUGGUGACCGACCCCCCACUGCACCUCAGCUGGCCGAUAGUGUUGGGAGCAGCUCUGAUAUUGGUGGAGAUGUGUGUCGCCUUGUACAGAGGGAAAGAAGACUGGAAAUGGUUCAGCCCUGCUGUGUUCCUGUACCUGGCCUCCACCAUCCCCUCCGUCUGGCUCCUGGAGAUGACACUGCACCGGGAACGAGUCCAGCUGAGGGAAAACGCCACGUCCCAACACCAGGAGACCAUAAGGGUCGGAGAGCUCUCGCUUGAAGUGAAUGGGGAAGACUGGGUAAGAGCUCUGGAGCAAGUCAUCUUCCUCACUCUCAUCCUUGGCAGGUGGGUGAUGCCUCGGAGCGCCCUGUCACGUGACCAGCUCUCCGAGCUCCUAUUGGUCUACGUCACAGCUGGGGCGGACAUCUUGGAAUUGUUCAGCCUCCUGGAUGAAGAUAACAUCAAGUACAAGGAAAUAUACAUCUAUCCAAUCUUGGGUUUGUUCACACUUGGUAUGGUCCAGUUCCCGAUCAUGUUCACCUCGUUUCAUGACAAACCACUACCAAAGUUGAUCAAAAACAACUCAGUAUCACCAGUGGAAGACCCCAAUGCGAAGAGCACCAACCGUUUAAACAACAACUGUUGCGGCUGCUGCACUAAAGAAGUCAUCGGUAUUUUCAUGACUCUGCUGAUGCAGGAUGGACCAUUCCUCGCGCUUCGAUUGUAUUUCAUGAUCCAAGAGAGAAUCUUCCACAACCUGAUGGUGUUUUUCGUAGGGAAGAAUUUCGUUGUGAUCGUGCUCCAGAUUUACAGGCUUGUUUCGAUCGCGUGCUACGAUGAUGAUGAUGACAAUGAGGAUGACCAAAAAAACACUGUGAAAGACAAUGACAGUGACGCGGAUGUGACAGUUCUGCAAGCAUGAAAAGUAGCUAACCAAUAGCUACGUUAAGAAAAAAGAAAUCACCUACGAUUUCUUUUCACUAUAAAAAUUUUACUUGCCAUAUAUAAUAAGUGCUGUAUUGUAUGCUUGACACUGUAUUUCCUACAAUAGCGGGACAAUUAAGUUAUUAUACAUAUGUUACAUGGAAUUUCCAGUAGUAUUAUUUAUGUACAAUGAAUUUGAUAUACUGUAAUAUAAAGUCUGUACUUGAUUGUAAAAUUUGCAGUGUCUAUAUAAUUAGAAGUCAGCAUAAAUUUUGGUUGUGUUGGGGUUUGAGUGAGCAUGUACACUAAUAAAGAAAUUACGUGUUUGUUUUUUUUUCUUUUCGUGUAAGAGGCAUUUAAAGUGAAGAACAGAUGCAAUGAAGACACCUACUAGACAAUGACAGAAUCGCACACUCCGAGAAAAUCACUACUGUGGUGUUUCUACUUGGUUUGUUUCUUCUCUCUUGCCUGAAUUUGAGAAAGUGCGCCAGUCUUUUAAACAAGACAACAGAGCACCACUCAUGAUUUUAAAAGGCACGUAUUUCCUUACACUUAAGACGUUUACAAUAUAUCCGGAUCAUUUCUUCUGAAUGCAUAAGGAAAUCCUAACAAGAAAGGAAAACCUGGGGGUGCAGUCACUUCUCAAGUUACAACAUAAACAGUCAGGCGUGACAUAUCUGUGUAAUAAACAGGUUCAAACACAAGCACAUGUGUAAUACAAACCGGUAACAUUAUCUUCAGAAAAGGGCCUUUUUAUACCUACCUAGACCUUACAACACAUGUCAAUGGGGCCUUAAAAGUAGCUGUCUAAAUGGCAUGCAAUGUGAUAUACUGACUACCUUUGACAGUUGACUGGGUCAAACAAGAGUU